This is a messenger RNA of Drosophila grimshawi, 2263 nucleotides long. RefSeq lists its product as uncharacterized. NCBI's taxonomy places the organism in Eukaryota, Metazoa, Arthropoda, Insecta, Diptera, Drosophilidae. The record is from RefSeq and is a predicted model, not a curated record. The transcript is spliced from 2 exons. The coding region runs from base 48 to 1991 and encodes 647 amino acids.
ACAAGAAGGCAUUUUGCAAUUUGUUGCCGUUAUUAAAAGCAACAAAAAUGCAUCCAGUUGCAGAUGAACGGGUGCGGCAUGUGUACAUUAAGAAGAGGAGCAAGCGGAAAGGCAAAAGGCCGCAAAGAUACAAAUUGAAUUCAAAAUACAAGAAUAACUCUGAGCUGCUUACCAAUUUGCGAAUGCUGAGUAACGAGGAAUCGAAUCACAGUCAACAGUUGGCCAGGGCACGCUCGAAGAGAGCUAUGCUCCGAGUACUACGCAAGUAUAGAAACUGGUUACUUAAUUGGAAUAAACAGAUCAAGGUGCAGCAGCAGAUAAUCCAGGAGUUGUACAAGGAGGAGCAAAACUGUGAUGGGCGGCUGCGACAUUUGCGCAAUAAGCUGAGAAUAUUGCCCAAACGUCGCAAAAUACUCAAAAGAUGUUUUCGAAACGUUAAUCUGAUGCUGGAAAAAUCAAAUAUGUUUAAAGGCUCCAGUGAACAGGAGCAGCUAAAGAUGAAUGCAUUAAAAGCAGAAGCAAGACAGAUUUGGAUGUAUCUAAAGCAAAGGAAAAACAAAAAGUUGGGGCUAAGGAAAAUUGAUGAAGAUAUAAGCCAAUUUUCAAACUUUUGGAAAUCCGAAGUGGUGCGAAAAGGCAAAAAUCAUAAUGUAGAUCAAAGUAAACAUGCAUACGAAUCAAUAUUUGAACAUAACGAAAUGGAUAGGAGAAAAAAGAGUGAAAAGCUCUUAAAAAAUAAGCAUCAUGCCACUAAAAAAAGACUGUCUGCAACUGAGCUAGCUGAAGCAGAGACUGAAAAUUUACUAAAACCCUAUGGCAGUGAAAAUUCCAAAUCCAAAUCCAAUCCAAAGCCAAAUCCAGAAAUGCACGAUGAGCAUAAAUCGACAGCUAAGAAAUAUUUUGGUUUUCAGUUCAGAUCACGAAUAACGCAUCCAAGUCAAGGGCAUGUCAAAGAGAAGAAUCGAGAUGAUACACCGACUCCACCUAUUGAAAUUCCGCAAAAUGAACCCGUGGGUGCGGCUCUCAUGAACAUAUUGGGAAACGAACGGCACGAGGAAUAUUAUCCUGUACAGUUUUUGCUCAGGUAUGUUAUACGUGAAUCUAGCAUAUUGGACAAACUGGAGGACAAGAGUACUAUUGUCGAUACAAUGCGGAAGCAUUAUAUGUGGAAAAUUUUAAAUGGUGUCUAUCGGGAUCUACAAACUUUCGGCAUAUCCAAAGACGACAUUUUGAAGGAACUUGGAGACCUCUAUGUAAAAUAUACAGAAGAUAUAUUUAAUGAAGCUAUACGAAAUGGCGCGUUAACACGUCACCGUGGAGACUUGGGAGAAUCGUCUGUCAUCACCCCACAUGAUCAGAUGAGCGACGAAUCUCUCGAGAACUUCCUAGAACCAACUAGACGUUCGCGCGCGAUAUCCCUGCGGGAGCAGAGUUCGUUAUCCACUGAGGCAAGUCCAAAAUCCCUCAAAAAUUCAGUAACUUCUCUGCCACUGAGAGACGUGAUGAACUUCAAGGAUCGCUACUCGUCGAAGCAUCUGCUGCAAAUGCGUCUUGCUAUUGAGAAGUAUUUCCAGAGUCAGCAGAAAUCACAGCUGUUGUUGCAGCUCGAGGAGCGAAAGAAGCGAGCAAACGAUGAAAGUAAGGCGACUCAAGCAAAACCAAAGAAGCCAAAUCGGAAAGUCAACAUUGCACGCUUGUUUUAUGCCCCGCGUCGCACCUGUCGCCAACGUCAGGUGGAUGAGGCGAUCAAACCGCGUGAUUCACAACAGGAGACGCAGGAGCGCUGCAUGCGUUGUGGCACUGUAUUGCCAGCGCUGCAGCCUUGUGUCGCCUGCAGCCUGUCAAAUUGCUUGAUAUCAGAUUGUGUGAAAAAUAAGCAAAUGUCAAAUAUCAACUCGGAUGUUUUCCAUGACCAGCAGGCAACUUUGUGCUCCAAGUUGGUCGCUGCAGCAGCUUCAAUUCAACAAGCAGCUUGUGCGCAGUCAGAAUGAAUGGCGAAUUUGUCAAGCGGCCGUCAGGAGUUGCUCAGUCUGAUCAACCAACUUGCAGUGUUGCAAGUGCUGCAAAACGUUGAAAACAAAAAGCACAUUUAGCGUAGCUUCACUUGCAAUACUACAUGAUUGGGUUGGAAGUUACACUUGCCACAAGAUGCUGUCAAAUCAGCCAACAACUUGGCUACUUUUUCUGUAACCGUACCAUGGAAAACAUAUCUUCUUUUUUUUUUGGAAAGACUUAAUUCUUAAAAGUAUAUAAGAUAAACGAA